UCAUUUUUGAAUUUUUUUGAAUUUUCAAAGUUUUUUUGAUUUUUGAUUUUCAAACCAUCAAGGAUGAUUAUGUUGAUGAUUAUUUUAUGAAAAUUAUCCGAUUUGAAACUUUAAACAUGUCAAACAAUCGUUAUAAUCCGGCUGAACUACCACCAACUGUUGGUAUAUUGAUCGAUAAUAUUCAACAAAAUUUUACCGGUAUUUUGAAUUUUUGGGAUGAUCAAACAAUCGAUUAUUUGAAUCAAAAACGCCGAACGAUUCUAAAUGAAUGGGAUCGUAAUAGAAAAUUGGAAAAAAUUAUCGAUUUCGUUUCGUAUAAUCUACGUAAAACACCUGAUCAAAAUGAAAUUGCACCAUUUAUGUUGCCUUCGAUGAUGAUUAAUCAAACAAAUCAUUCUCCAUCAUCACCAUCAUCAAUAUCAUUUUCACCAUCAACACCGAAACGAAUUUCGGCUGCCGAAGUAAAAAAUUGGGAACCAUUUUAUAUUUAUUUGUUUUCGAAAACAUAUGAUGAAUUAGUUAUUUCUGGAACUAAAUCACCAAUAAUAUCAAGAGAAAAAUGUGAAAUUGGUUUACGACGUUUAGAUCUUCGGAAAUCCGAAGAGAUUGAUGCAAUGAUACAUGCAUUGAUUGAUUAUGAAAUUCUAGCAUUUAUUUAUGAAAAAUUCGCACAGAAUAUUGGUCAAAUUGGCAGGCAAAUUUUAUUGGCCGGUAUGGAAAAACUAAAUUAUGCUAUAAAUUUAAGUUUGUUUUCCGAAACUGUCAUUUCAUCAACAACAUUGAUUGAAAUAUUGAAAAAUAUUCAUAUUUUUAAUCGAAAUCUUUUCGAACGUAAACCAUCCAUCCGUCAAGCAUUAAGUAGUUAUUUGAUUUAUCUUCUGAACAAAUUGGAUACCGACGUUGAUGAUGUUAAAUUCAUACUGAACAUGUCUCGACGUUUUGUUCAUUAUUUGAAUCGUAUACGAUUGUUACCAACGGAAAAUCGUUCAUUCAAUAAUCGAUCAUCACAAGUGAAAGAUCAAUCAUCGUAUAGUUUACAUUAUUCACAUUGGUUUGCAGCUUGUGUUUUACCACGUUAUACUAAAUGUUUUCCAUUAUAUUUUGUUUGUGAUAUAUUUGGUUUUGAUUAUCUUCAAUCGAUGAUACGUUAUUUGAAACAAGAUUUUAAACCAUCAUCAUCUGAUUUGGAUAAUUAUUCCGUACAAGAUUAUUUUGAACAUAUUGAAUGUGAAUUUCUUGACCAUGGAAAACCAUUUUGGUCGAAACAGUUUCGUCAAAUGUUACAACAUUCAUCAAUCGAUAUCCUAUUGGUUAAUAUUCAGGAUUAUUUGUUGGAUGAAAAAAUCAUUAGUAGCAGCAACCAGAAUAACAGCAAUUCUUCAAUGACAAAAUCAAAACUACAACAAUUUUAUCGAUUUUACGAACGUCUAUUACGAUUUAAGUCGAUUUUUGACAAGUUUUUUUGCCAGCCGCAACCUAAUUCAACAUUGGAACCAAGCAUCAUUGAUUCUGAAAAUGAUGAUUGUGAAGAAUCAUCAUCAGAUUCAGAUUCAGACGAUCAAGAUGAUGACAUGGAAUUAAUCCCACCGCACUGUAAUUAUUGUGAUAAAGAUAAAUUUUUUUAUUGUUUUAUUCAUAAUCAGAUUAAUCAGUCGACCACAACAAAUCGAAAACAUCUUGAUCAUGAACAGCAAAAAAUUAUAUUGAAACCAAAUCAAUUUCCAAAAGAAUGGAUUGAACGAUUCCUGAUCAAAUUGAAUGAUGAUGAAAUUAUUAUCGGUAUAUUUACAACUGAAAAUUUCAACCCGAAACGUUUAAAUCUACCUGAACGUAUUGAUUAUUAUUUUCCUGUUGGUAAUCCUGAAGAUCAUUUAUAUCGUUUAAUUAUAAAUAAUCAAUUAUUAUCAUCAGUAAAACGGCCAUUAUUUUUGAAUUAUCUACGAAAUUUUCAACCAAAAAGUGAAUUAUACCGAGAUAUAUUGGAAAUAUUUCAACAACAAAUUUCAAUGAAACGAUUCUGUCGUUCACAAUCAAUUCAAUCAAUUGGUUAUGGUUUGGAAACUAUACGACCAAAUAUUGAAUUUCAUCGCCUGCUAUAUACAUCAUUUGUAACCAAUGUUAAUACAAAUAUGUUAACUGAUAUGUUAUCAUUUUUGAUUGGACAAACAUCCGAAUAUGAUUCAUUAUUUGGUUUAGAUUCGAAUAAUUCAACUAAUGGCAAUAAUAAUGGUACUGUACAAUUCAUAUUGAUCAAUAAUCAAUUCCAGAAGAAAUGGGAUGAACGUUUUAAACAAUGGCUUAUCUGUAUACAGAAUGUAUUCUCUUAUCAAUUACCACGUAUGGGUAAAGAUUACAUAACCCGUUUAGUAUUUGAUCCAAGACAUUUGACAUUAGCAUUAAUAAAAAAUGGUUAUCGUGCAAUUGGUGGUAUAAAUUUUCGUCCAUUCAUAUCGAAAGGAUUUUCGGAAAUUGUUUUCUGUGCCGUUUCGUCGGAUGAACAAGUUAAAGGUUAUGGUACAAGAAUGAUGAAUCAUUUAAAAGAUUAUCAUCUAUCACAAGGAAUAUAUUAUUUUCUUACAUAUGCUGAUUCAUAUGCAAUUGGUUAUUUUAAGAAAUUAGGUUUUACCGAAUAUGUUACAUUACCACGUGAACAAUAUCAUGGUUUCAUCAAAGAAUAUGAUGGUGCAACAUUAAUGGAAUGUCGUCUAGAUUCAAGAUUAUCAUACAAUAGUAUUGGACAAAUAUUAUUAAUGCAGCGAACAAUUGUACAGAAAAUGAUUGAAUCAAAACAAACAACAAAUCAAUCAAAAUCAUUUUCAUAUAAAUUUCCAAAUGAUCAUCGUUUGGUACCAUUAUCAUUUAUACAACGAAAAAAUCGUUCGAAAAUUAAAUUCGAUACAAUCGAUACUAUCGAUUUUUCGGAUCAUUCAAAAGAAUUAUAUCCGAAAUUGAAAUCAAUUCUAGCGAAACUAAAAUCACACCAGGAUUCAUGGCCAUUUAUUGAACGAAUCGAUGAACGUGAUGCAUCAAAUUAUUAUGAUGUUAUUCGUUUUCCAAUGGAUUUAACAACAAUAACUGAACGUUUGAAACGUUAUUAUUAUGUUAAUGUACAUCUGUUUCAUUGUGAUAUAAAACGUAUAUUUUUUAAUUGUCGUACAUUUAAUAGUGAAGAUACGGAAUAUUUUAAAAUGGCCAAUACACUGGAAAGAUAUUAUAUUGAUUUAAUGAAAGAACAAGGUUUAUUAACCAAAACAUUAUUGAAUGAAAAAAUGAUUAUAUCGUCAUCAACAUCAUCGACAUCGACACAUCGUGAUCAUGAUCGACAUCAUCAUGAAUCAAUGAUUCAUCAAUGAUUGAUUCUGAUUGAAAUCAAACAGAAUUUGAAUUUGUAAAAAUUGAUUUUUUUUUUUGAAAAUUUUUUUAAAUAAAACAUGGCCAAAAGAUGGCGCCACUAACUUGAAAAAAAUUGAUUAAAAAACUUUUUUUUUUACACA
This is a messenger RNA of Dermatophagoides pteronyssinus (European house dust mite), 3494 nucleotides long. RefSeq lists its product as uncharacterized. Gene Ontology annotation, cellular component: nucleus; ATAC complex. Gene Ontology annotation, molecular function: protein binding; histone H3 acetyltransferase activity. The record is from RefSeq and is a predicted model, not a curated record. NCBI's taxonomy places the organism in Eukaryota, Metazoa, Arthropoda, Arachnida, Sarcoptiformes, Pyroglyphidae. Gene Ontology annotation, biological process: positive regulation of transcription by RNA polymerase II; chromatin remodeling.